Molecule: messenger RNA, 2377 nt
Organism: Ricinus communis (castor bean)
Lineage: Eukaryota; Viridiplantae; Streptophyta; Magnoliopsida; Malpighiales; Euphorbiaceae
Product: probable leucine-rich repeat receptor-like protein kinase At1g68400
Exons: 2
Coding region: 264-2231 (655 amino acids)
Biological process (GO): protein phosphorylation
Molecular function (GO): protein binding; protein kinase activity; ATP binding
Source: RefSeq, a predicted model, not a curated record
UAGUAUUUUAUAAUCUAAACAACUGGACUCCAUUUUGAAUUAGGUCCUUUUCCCACAUAUUGGAUUUUCAAUCAAAAACAGAAACAAAGAAAGAAAAUCGAAUUCCUUGUGUUUGGUAUUAAAGGAACCCGUACCCUUGCGCUCCUCCAGCACGGGAUUAAGUAACCCCUCCUCUCCAAACAAUUACUCUCUCUCUCAAACGGCUAGUUAAAAAGGCCUUAUUUUCUUUCCCAAGAAAGCCAACCUUGGCUGAAUGCAAGAAGAUGUUGCCUAUCAAACAGAAUCUCUCUUUCUUCUUCUACUUCAUCGUCUUCUUACUUUUCAUUUCUGGGUCGUCUUCUUCUUCAAACUGUGACCUCGCAGCACUCUUAUCUUUCAAGAAAUCCUUAUCAGAACCAUCUAUAACUCUUUCUUCUUGGAUUAAUACAAGCAAUCCUUGUUUAGACUCAUGGUAUGGUGUCACUUGCAAUCCAACAACUCACCGAGUUACCAGACUCGUUCUUGAAAAUCUUAACCUCACGGGGUCUAUUACUCCACUUACUAAACUCACUCAACUUAGACUCCUUAGUCUUAAGCACAACAACCUCUCUUCUUUCUCUAGCUUGAACUUAGCUGCAUGGCCAAGCAUGAAGCAUCUUUACCUUUCUUAUAACCGCCUCUCCGGUCCAUUCCCUUCAGCUAUAUCAUCUCUCAAGCGUCUGCACCGCCUGGACCUCUCUUACAAUCACCUCUCCGGUCAUAUCCCGAUCAGUGAGAUUUCUUCUUUGCCGCUACUGUUGACACUAAGACUAGAGGAUAAUUCUUUUGAUGGGAGUAUUGACUCUGUUCACAUGUUAUCAUUGUCCGUUUUGGAAUUCAAUGUGUCGAAUAAUCGCCUUAGCGGAAAGAUUCCAGCUUGGUCGUCUCGUUUUCCGGCGAGUUCGUUCGCCGGAAAUGGUGAGCUUUGCGGCGAGCCGUUGCCUCGGGAAUGUUGGAAUCAGAGUGUGCACAGUCAGCCGGUGCAAUCGGGAAAAGAUGGGUUGACGACGGUGAAGAAAGUGAAUAACUGGGUGGUGGUGAUGAUCGUUGGUGUAGACACGGCGGCGAUUGUGGUGGCGAUUGUGACCAUCGCGUGCUGUUGUUAUUAUAGGCGGAGGAGAAGACGAAAUAAUAGGACAUAUGGAGAAGUUAUAAAGAGAAAAGGUGGGUCCCAUCAUCCCGAAAUUGGAGCAUAUUACUACGGUGGUGGUGGAGUCAGAGAUGGUGAGGAGAUGGUGGUUUUUGAAGGGUGUAAGGGAUUUACUGACGUGGAUGACUUGUUAAAAUCAUCAGCAGAGUUGCUGGGGAAAGGUUCUGUGGGGACCACUUACAAGGUGGAGAUGGACAGCGGCGACACUGUGGUGGUGAAGAGGGUUAGAGAGAGGAGACGGAGGAGGUCGGAGGUUGGUGGGUGGCUGAGGAUGAUAGGUGGGUUGAGGCAUACUAAUAUUGUGAGCCUUAGAGCUUACUAUAAUUCUAAGGAUGAGUUGCUUUUGGUCCAUGAUUUUCUACCAAAUGGAAGCUUACAUUCUCUCUUACAUGGGAAUAGAGGACCAGGGAGGACGCCAUUAGAGUGGAGCACAAGGCUACAACUAGCUUCAGGUUCUGCAAAAGGACUUGCAUUCUUCCAUGGGUACCAUAAAGCUAAGCUUUUUCAUGGGAAUCUAACAUCUUCAAAUAUUUUGGUUGAUAGUUGGGGCAAUGCAUGCAUUUCUGACAUUGGCAUUCACCAACUCUUGCAUUCACCCCCUCUCUCAAACGAUGCCUACAAAGCCCCUGAGCUAAUGCCCAACAACAACAAUAUCAUCAUCCAUGGGAAAUUUACUCAGAGAUGUGAUGUAUAUAGUUUUGGGGUGAUUUUGCUAGAGAUUUUAACAGGGAAAAUGCCAACUGGGGAAGGAGAAACAAGCUUAGGAAGAUGGGUCCAAAAAGUUCCACGAGAAGAAUGGACUUGGGAAGUGUUUGAUUUCGAGUUAUUAAGGUCAAAGGAGAUGGAAGAAGAGAUGGUUGCUCUUAUGCAAGUAGCUUUACUUUGCUUGGCCACAUUGCCAAGAGAUCGUCCAAAGAUGAGCAUGGUUCACAGAAUGAUUGAAGAUAUUAGGACUAAGGGUAGUGCAAGAGGAAGUGCCUCAAGUUCAAUUCUGAAUGACAUUUCUUCUGAUUCAUCUCCUUCCUUAUCAGAAAACACCAUUAACUUUACUAGUAGUAGUUAAUUAAUGGAUGAGAAGUACCCCUAUUGGCAAUCUUACAGAUUAUAUAUGUAUAGAUGUAAGAUGGCCAGUACUUGAUAUUGAAGUUUUUGCAUUCCAAUUUCCUUAACGCACAGGCUUAAUGUCUAAAGAAGCACAUUUUUAGUUAA